AUGACUGGGAAUCUUGAUGAACAAGACUGUACCCUACUCAUCCACGAUAUACUCAAAGGGAACAGCAUGACAUAUUUAUCCCACGCAGAUCUAGGAGAACAAAAAAGUGCUUUCCUGGGGAAGAACAUCAAACUCUUUGCAUCAGACCUAACUCAAAAGCCAGAGCUCCACAUCCGAGAGAUUCUUUUGGCUGGGAAGCCUGUGACCUUGAACUGUACCCUCAAAGGCACCUGCAAAGAAACCAAAGCCCUCUUCCACUCCUGGAAGAACUCAGCCAUCUCCAGCAACUCCUCCUCAGUGCUACACUCUACCCUGAAGCCCGAGGACCAUGGCACUACCCUUGGAUGUCACUUGAACUUCUCCCUAGCCAACAUGACCAGAAGUAGCUUGGUCAAGCUCCAUGUGAUCUCACCUGCCAGGCUGUUCAAUUCCUCUUGUUCCUUGGAGAAGAUAGUUCAGUGCAGCUGUUCCUUCCACGGGAUCCCCACACCCUCCGUGCAGUGGUGGAUGGGAGGUGUCCCUGUGGAUGUGGACAGCAUGGAUAACGUCCUCCAGGUGACUUCUUCCACACAUGUCCCCUGGGCCAACAGCACCAUCCACCUCAUCGGGGAGCCAGAAAUAGUCAUGAGACUUCGCUGUGAGGGGAAGAACCAAUAUAGAAUUCACACUUCCAGCAUCUUCCUGAUACCAGAUAAGAAGUCAGUUUCCAGUGUGUUCAUGAAAGGAUUAAUCCAGGGUGUUGUGUAUGGAGCCAUCGCAUUCUCACUGCUCUUCUUCUGCCUUGUCCUCUUGUCAAUGAAGAUGCUUACCUGGUGGGAGGAGCAUCAGAUUCCCAAGACCGAAGGCCUGACCCUUAAGAAGCCAGAGCUGCUGGAGGAACCAGAAGUACCCAAAAUAUGUGAAGCUAACACCCGACCAGACCAGGCUGGAGGUAAGUCCCUGGGCCAGUCACAGAACACCAAGGCCGGGCGCGGUGGCUCAUGCCUGUAA
Messenger RNA from Saimiri boliviensis boliviensis (Bolivian squirrel monkey), 990 nucleotides. NCBI's taxonomy places the organism in Eukaryota, Metazoa, Chordata, Mammalia, Primates, Cebidae. The record is from RefSeq and is a predicted model, not a curated record.